Messenger RNA from Melospiza melodia melodia, 710 nucleotides. Its product is annotated as beta-microseminoprotein-like. Bases 153 to 488 code for a protein of 111 amino acids. The transcript has 4 exons. Lineage: Eukaryota; Metazoa; Chordata; Aves; Passeriformes; Passerellidae. The record is from RefSeq and is a predicted model, not a curated record.
CUUGCAUUUGCAUGGAGCAGGCUUUUUCCCCUCCACCUAGACUUGAAUUGCACAACAUAAAGGCAGCAUAAAGUAUUUGCUCUCUGAUUCCACAUGAAGAACUUCAGCUUUUGCAGGAAACCUAGAGCUCUUUGGAAGCCAGGCAUUCCACAAUGAAGAGCUUUCUGGCUUUCCUUGUUGCAGUGGGCACCAUGGUGACCCUGGCUGAUGCAGGCUGCGUUACUGCACUUCAGGUUCCAGGGAGGCCCUUCAGAGGCUGUAUGUGGAAUGGAAAACUGUAUCCCUAUGGAUUCAUUGAGAGGACAGAAGAUUGCUACAAAUGCAGCUGUGAUGAACGUUCAAUGGAAUGCUGUGACAUCUCUGCCACUUCUUUUAAUUAUGACAGUAAGAAAUGUAAAGUUGUUUUCAAGAGGAAGUUCUGUCGCUAUGAUGUGGUGCAGAGGGACGACCCCUCACAGCCAUGUUUUGUUGUUGGUGCUGCUGGCUAACACCUGCUCCAAACCUCCCUGCAUUGUGUCCUACAGAUGCUUUGACACCCCAGAGAAGCACGAUGAUAUGCGGAAAUCUCAUAAGAGAGCACUUCAGUAGCUGCCUUCUGACCUCCUAAGUGUUGCAAUUAAAGUUAUCAGAUGCAUAAUCAGAUAGAUUACCUAAUUUCUGUCAUGAUUGCAUUUAUUGGCUACAAUAAACUGAGAGUAAACAUCCAUAAA